Molecule: messenger RNA, 1275 nt
Organism: Plectropomus leopardus (leopard coralgrouper)
Lineage: Eukaryota; Metazoa; Chordata; Actinopteri; Perciformes; Serranidae
Gene: mtres1
Product: mitochondrial transcription rescue factor 1
Biological process (GO): regulation of mitochondrial transcription
Cellular component (GO): mitochondrion
Molecular function (GO): RNA binding
Source: RefSeq, a predicted model, not a curated record
UAGACAAAGAAAGGCUGACAUAGUGUGACGGAUUGCUCUGCCAUUUGUGAUAAACAUAUAACUAGUACUGAAUUUGGAAAGUGUCAUGCUACAAUAAAAAGAAAUGCUGAUAAAGUCUGACUGUUAUGUAUAAAAAACAUUAAAACUCACAGUGUUGUUUGACGUCCUCUGAACAGCUGGGUCCGGUAAUGUCGUCCUCCUCCGGUGCUGUAGGUGGCAGCACAUUUAUAGCAGCUGGUGAACAAAUAACCCGGUCAGAAGUACCGACGAAGAACUGUAGCAGGCUAUGAAAGGUUACUCUAUAGUGACUGGGUGGAGUGCCAACAUGCAGAGUUUGGUGGUGCGGGCACUUGCCAUGAGGCAGCUAGGACAGCUGAACCCCCGCCACCUGCUGGCUGCAGGAUACGGAUUGAGGCAGGCUGAAUGGUGUCCCAGGACCAUCCACACUCGCCAGCUGUGGGGCUGCUCGGCUUUCCCAGCACUUGGCUGUCACAGGCCGGCUCUCCGUGGCAGAGACAUUGUCAGGAGUUGGUCUGUCCAACAUCUGAGGUUUAAAGGCAACAAGAAGAAAGGUGCUGCUAGGAAAGCACAGGAGGACGAGGAGGAGGAUGAGGAAGAUAAGGAUACAAAAGACCCCGAGGACAGUGAUUAUGAAGAUGAGGUGGAUGAGGACCCAAAUCUACCAAAAGACUAUAAAGAUAUGGAAAAAUAUGUGCAGUCCUUUCGUUAUGAUGUCAUCAUGAAAGCCGGCCUGGACUUGGCACGCAAUAAAAUUGAGGAUGCCUUCUAUAGUAACAAGCUCAGGCUAAAUGGACACAAACUCAUCAAGAAAAGUAAAUCGGUGAAAGUUGGGGACGCCUUGGACCUGGUACUGUCGGAGAACCAAGAAACAAACACUGUUACUCUUAUGAGAGUCAUCCUCCGGAAGGUUUUGGGAGAAUCUAGUGACAAAGAAAAAUACAAAGUUGCCGUCAGGCGUUGGAAAUUUUUAGAGCUUCCCAAAAGUGAGGCCUUCAAGCAAUGAACAAUAGGACAGUUUUGACGACCACUUUUCAGGGAAGGCAACAACUCCUGCAGAAAUGAAUUUCAACAAAAGAGUGACAUUUGAAUAUGGUCUCCAAACAAGUCGGAUCUAGAAUGGAUUACUGAUAAACGGUUUUAUGUAAAGGUUAACAGUUCUCAGCGGUUGUAGAUAUUAAAGAGUUGGUUGUGAGAAAAUGUUUAUCUUUCCCCAGCUAUACUGUGAGACUCCUCCAAUAAAGGCGCACUUUGGCA